Messenger RNA from Rhincodon typus (whale shark), 4418 nucleotides. RefSeq names its product pre-B-cell leukemia transcription factor 1-like. Gene Ontology annotation, biological process: eye development; regulation of transcription by RNA polymerase II; embryonic organ development. The transcript has 5 exons. The record is from RefSeq and is a predicted model, not a curated record. The coding region runs from base 1 to 651 and encodes 216 amino acids. Lineage: Eukaryota; Metazoa; Chordata; Chondrichthyes; Orectolobiformes; Rhincodontidae. Gene Ontology annotation, molecular function: RNA polymerase II cis-regulatory region sequence-specific DNA binding; DNA-binding transcription factor activity, RNA polymerase II-specific.
AUGCUUGAGACUCACUUUAAGACAGUGACACUCAAAAUUUUUUUUCCUUCAUUUCAAAGGCGAAAACGACGUAAUUUCAGCAAACAAGCCACGGAAGUUCUGAACGAGUAUUUCUACUCCCACCUGAGUAAUCCCUACCCUAGUGAGGAAGCCAAAGAGGAACUGGCAAAGAAAUGUGGUAUCACAGUGUCACAGGUGUCGAAUUGGUUUGGUAAUAAGCGAAUCAGGUAUAAGAAAAACAUCGGCAAAUUCCAGGAAGAGGCCAAUCUUUAUGCAGCCAAAACUGCAGCAGAUGCCACAACAGUGGUAGCCCACCAAGGCAGUCAGGCAAACUCCCCUUCCACACCCAAUUCAGGUUCUUCUGGUUCUUUUAACAUGCCAAACUCUGGAGACUUAUUCAUGAACAUGCAGUCACUGAAUGGGGAUUCUUACCAGGGUUCUCAAGUUGGAGCUAACGUGCAGUCACAGGUGGAUUCCCUGCGUCAUGUUAUACACCAGACAGGCGGAUACAGUGAUGAGAUGGCAGCAACCCAGAUUUACACCCCAAGGCGUAUAGAUGCUAAUGGCAGCUGGCAGGAUGCUACUACCCCAUCUUCUGUGACUUCACCCACUGGAGGACCAGGCAGUGUCAAUUCAGACACCUCCAACUGAUGAGCUGCCAGCAAUCACCUCCUACCCCACUGGCUUUCAUUUCAUUCGACCCAUAGGAUGCAAAGGACUUGAUUUCCAACCUGAUUUCAUUGGAAGGGUCAUUGGGAUUCUUUCUUGGGUAGAAGCUCCCUGCCACCUAUAUGUAAAUAUAGUAGGACAAGAAAAGGUAUUUAUACAUUUUUCACACAACAGAGUGCAGCCAAUUACCUCACUGUAAAACCCUUUAAAACCAAUAGAGGAAUGCUUCCUGUUUAGGUUACAGUGCUUACACACUACCUCGCAGCAAUAUACUCUAGACUUACUCAUUCUUUAGCCAUCACCUUAUGUUUGUCAAUUUUAUCCCAGUCAUUCAACUUCUAUCAGUGUUGCAAUGUGCAAGUUUUAAUUAAGCUUCAUGGGUCAGCUGUAUUAGGAAAACAGUUCACUAAGAUUGAUGCAUGAAAAUGAAACCCAAGGUAUUACUGCUUUUAAAGUUCCUGCUCUGAAGUGAACAGGCAUUUUGCUGUGUUUUAAGUAAGUUGAAGUGACUGCACAAACAGAUAUUGAGCCCUACGCUGACCAUGUGAUUGUGUUAGGGUAUGCAGGUCUACUCAACUAAUGCAGACUGACUUUUUUUUUGCUAACGACGUGUUAGUCUUUAGUGUCUGACUAGAAGUUAGUAUUGGUUUUCAGAGAAGUACAGAGCAGCUCUGAAUCUCGCUCGGAAUCAAACAAUAGAUUUCUCAGGGCUGACUUUCUACCACUUCCUCUUCAAACUUGUCAGCAGUGAAUGAAAUAGGCACCACUGCAUUAAAAGCAAGUAUUUCAGGAAUAUAAACAGAAUGUUUGGCAAAAAGGGGCACUGUAUUUAAAAAAAAUCAUUGUGCAAAGGAUGGACCUCAGUCACCCUGUGAAAAAUGUCUGUUGAUGACUGGGCUGACGCGGACCUGGUCUGUGCUUGCCUGUAUAAUUUUGAUCUUGGGGCAGUGAGGUAGCACUGUGCCUGGUGAUAGCUGAUACUGUUCUGCACUGUUCAGCACAGUGUGAAUGUUAACAAUGGCCAAAGCCCUUUAUUAACUUUUUCUUAAAACUGAAAUUCAAUAUGUAAAGGAAAAUAGGAAUAAUGGAUAAUAGAUUUUUGUUAGUUAUUGUGAUCUUAUGUAUUCUGUAGUUCCAACCCUUAGUUACUCUUUUAUCAGAAAUCUGCUUUUCUGAUGAGGCCAAGUUAGUACAGCCUUUUGUGUAAACUCCUUCUGUGUUUCAAAAUUGCAAAAGUUACUGGAUUGUUUUAAAUGCAGAAAAAAAUUAUUGGACAACUCUUGGAAUAACAAUAUAGAAUUAAAUAGUCCACACACAGUAAAAAGAAUCAACAGUGGUGGAAGCCAAAAUAAAUCAUUCAGUAAGGAUGAGGAAUUCUUCCAGUCUGGUAACUAGAAAAUGAAUUCAAUUUGAAAUGCUGGGAAAGUUUACUUUAGUAAAGUGAUGUCGGACUUCAGGAAUGGUCUGUGCCCAGGACUGGCACUUCCCAAUGUUUCUAUUUGGGAUUUUAUAAAUCAUUCAGCUUAGACUGUCAAAAAUAACCUAAGUCUAAAAACAAGAUUGGAGUGGAGACAUUCCUGGAAAUAGUCCUUUUUGUAGUUGCCUUCUGUGUGCAAUUAAUGUCUAUCCAAAUCUACACUGCCUGUACCAAAAAUCUCCAUAACACAGACGCUCACACAAAAAAGUAUACAUGGUUCAGCUUUACUAACUUUUUUAAUCUUCCGUUUCUGGCGUUCUGUCUUGAUGGUUGUGGUGUUUGAACUUUUGAAAUUUGAUGUCAUUGUAAAAAUUCUAAAUCCCAAAGGUAAUUUUUACUCUGUGAGUGCACAGACUCUCUUACUGUAAAUGUAAAGACAUGACUGAUUGAAGUUUCAACAGGACUCUGUCCGACAGAUUCCUGAGCUCUUUUCUAAAAAAAAGUGUGGAAGCUGAGCUUUUGGUUCGAUGCAGAACCCCUUCCUGCCCCAUAAAUGUUAUUCAUUUUGCAAUGAAUGUAUUCAGUCCCAAUGGAGCUUCAGGCUGCUGUUAAUGUGCACUGGUCCAAGGUGAUCUCUGUGCAGAGUUUGGAUUUGGGAGUUAUAAGUAAAGAUUGCUGAAGAUCACCCUGUGGAAAAUCUCUGAAACUACAGGGCAGCUUGCUUAAAAACAUCGAUGAUUUCUGGGAAUAUGAGCAAAAGAAUGAGUUAGCUACUUGCUUAAAAAUGUCCAUCUUAAGCAACAAUAAUGUCUAGUUUUUUUAAUCUUUCAUUGGAAGAUAUGUUUGUUGGUUUGAAUUAUUUUCAACAAAUGGAAGGUUUGUAUGAAAAUUCAAAUGAAAACCUGAUUUGUAUGUGACUUUGGCCUGUUGCAGCUGAUAACCAGGAGUGCAGAAUUCCCAUCUCAGCACUGAUCACUUUAGACCUUGGCAUAAGAUGCUACUUUAACUUGUUCAGCCACCACCGGUAGAUGACCAAAAUUUCAAAUAAUAUUUGAACUUACAAUCAUUCUGGAUGCGUUCUGCACAGCUACUGUCUACAGUGUUGUGAUCAGUGGCCAACACUGCAGCGUGGCCUUUCCAAACUAUCUGUCAUUAUGGGAAAGGUCCUACAAUUCUGAUCAUUUUAGUUCACCCUGAACGAGUGAAGCAGCAUAAAGCUCCUUUAACUGUGAUCCACUCGCUUAAAUCGACAUUCAGUAAUAAGACAAAUACAAGAGAUUUCUGUUUAUUCAGAUGGAACCAGAGGAAAAAUAAUUACACGUUCUUAAGAAAUUUAUUUUAAUCAUAAAAUUUAAUCUUUUUGAAUUUUUUAAAACAUCAAAAUAUAAAAACAAGUUGAGGUUGUAACUCAAAUUACUUUGUUUAGGGAAUAAUUUGUCAGUGGAAAUAUGCAUUCUAAAAGCAGUGUGUUAAUACCACUAUUACCAGUCAAUGCAGUGCAUGUUUCUCGAUAUCUUGUAACAUCACUAACUCCUUGAGUGACUCUCCCUCCUCAUUCUGCACCUACAAUUUGCAUUUUUUUGGGACAUGGGGAUGGGGGAUAAAUGCAGAGAUGUUCUAAAUAAAUCAAAUCUCAGUUUCUAUUUAUAAAACAUUUAAUUUGAAAAUGAAAUUUGCAUUUCUUUCCCUCCAGAAAUCUGUUUUUUGAAGUUUUAUCCUACAUGGACUCUUUCUUUGAGAAUCAAAGUCUGGUCAUAGUGAGGUACUUGUACCAGCAAAAAUUAUCUACUGUCAAUUAUAGAUCAUGAAUAAUGCAAUGAUUUGUAACAAUGUUACAAAGUCACUUAAAAAAUUAAUAGAAAUCAGUGUUGGCAAGACAAGUCACUAAUUAUGUUUGCGGUUGACAGAUACCCCAAAAUCAAGUACCUCAGAUUUUAAAAGAAAGCUCUUUUUUAAACAAUUAGUUCAGGAAAAACAAUAUAGGUAAUAGCUACCAAUAGGAAAUAAAGUAGCAUUGUUAAAAAUUAAAAAAAAAAUCAGAUUAUAUGAAAUCUCAGUGAGCCAUUUAUUUUCAGUAAUCAUAGAACAAUUGCAAAUAGGCAGGAUGAUACAUCUGUUUAAAUAGAAGACUACUGUAUUAAAAAUUUAAACUGUAUAAAUUUGCUUACGGUGGGUCAUUUUCAGUUACUGGAAAGGGUUCAUGCCAUGGCAAAAACCAGAUACCGUGUAAACGGCUUGAUAACUUUUGAAAAAAAAACAAGAAAAAAGUGUAUUGCAUUUUUAUUUGUAUUGGUUAACACAAAACAGAAUAAAACAUUUGUUUUGCCACAAA